AUGGACGCGGCGUGGGCGUGCGCGGUGGACCGGGCCGCCGGCGCCGCCGACUCCACCAGGCGCUUCUUCCUCUCCUUCCGCCGCCCACCGCCUCCGCCGCCCGGCCCCAGCCCGAUAGACAUCUUGAAGCGUCUUCAGCGACAAGCGUUCCACGACAUAAUGCAGCUGAGGGACAGGCAGGAGAAGGUCGAGAAGGUGCUCACGCUCUUCAAGUCUCACAAAACCGGCCCGUUUGCCGAAGAGAGCACCCGGGUCAAGGGCCUCAUCAAUUUCGCCGGAGCCCUGGCGCUGAGCAGCAAAGAAGGCGCGGAACCAGACGGCUCGGGAGCGAAUUCCGGCAUCAGCUCACAGUUUGCGUUCCGGACCAGUGUCCGGAACAAGGACUCCCUCCUGGCAGAGCUUGCCACCGACUCCAGAUACGUCUAUCAGGAAAACGAUGAUCUCAUGGGGAGCCCUCUCGUGCUGUCGAAGGUGAUGUACGUGGCGAACGUCGGCGGCGACAUGUCUGUUGCUGCGGUGCCCGUAGGGGCAAGGUGUGAUGAUUUUUCGACCGAUCCAAGCAUCCAGGAGGGGCAAUGGGUUCCCAGCUCCCAUUCCUCGCUGAGGCCGCCUCUGCUGCUCAAGCGUCACAGGCGCGCCGCUGGCCUGAUACUGAGGUCGCAGAAUUUCGCAGCAUCUCUCGCCGAGUUGAUCUCAACAGCCGCGAAAAGCAAUGGUGAAGCCAGCAGCAGUGUCUUCACCGGAUUCGGGCAGAUUUCGUGCAAGAUGUGUGACGACAUCAAGCUGACCAUGUCUGCGGCUUGGCACGGGCCGUCUGCGAUACCUCGGAAGAGCAAACCGACCGCCGGAGGGUGCGUCGACUUCGAGCUGAAGUUCGACGAGGACUCGAGAUUUGGGGCCUGGGUCGAGGUGAAGAGGUCGAACCCGAGGCAGCUGAAGUGGGCGGUCACGCUGUCGGACACGCCGGAGAACGAUCUAGGCUGGGGCGUGAGCCUGCGGCGAGGCUCCGAGGGGGCGCCGGAGCGGAUGCAGCUGGAAGGGUUUCUGAACUUGCAUCUAGGCCAGAAUGCUACCCUGCAGCCUGGUGUCAUGUUCAACCUGGACGGGAGGCGAUGCGCCCCGGCGCUCGUGUUCCGGUCGAGUUGGUUCCUGUGA
Messenger RNA from Triticum turgidum subsp. durum (durum wheat), 1155 nucleotides. Lineage: Eukaryota; Viridiplantae; Streptophyta; Magnoliopsida; Poales; Poaceae. The record is from the annotation of a GenBank genome assembly.